This is a messenger RNA of Anastrepha ludens (Mexican fruit fly), 955 nucleotides long. RefSeq lists its product as uncharacterized. The transcript has 4 exons. The record is from RefSeq and is a predicted model, not a curated record. The coding region runs from base 322 to 756 and encodes 144 amino acids. Lineage: Eukaryota; Metazoa; Arthropoda; Insecta; Diptera; Tephritidae.
AGUCAGUGGCAAGAAAAUGACGGUACAGUUUUAUGUACUUUUAUUUGUGGUUUUAUAUAUUCUUAUUUUAUUUCAGAAAUACAAAUUCGAAGGCUUCAAUUUGGGGUGGAAUGUCCCCAUGACGAGCGCUCUGCACCAAAAAAGCCUGCUCUUCCCAAAAAGUUGUCGUCAUCUAAAGGCAGACACGCGGCAAUAAUAGCUGAGUUAAGCGCUAUCCAGAUAUGCCAGGACCAAAUAUUGGCGAAACUGGAUAGCGUCGAGACCCGUCAACUGGGCGUUGCUGGCCAAGUAGCUGACAUACAAAGUGCCAUUUUCGAUAAGAUGCCGGAACGUGGUGAGAUGCAAGCGCAAAGUAAGCUGUUGCGCGAAUGCAAAGUGCUGACAGCUAGGGUUCAACAGUCUGUCAGUCGCAUCACCGGGGACGCGGAAAGCGAGGAAUCCAUGGAACUUGCUGCCAUGUUUCCCGUAUUAUCGGUGGAGCAAGUGCAGGCUGUUGAAGCCAAGCUGAUAAAUAAAGCUUACGCCGACGCAAUGAUUGGGCUUCUGGCAAGAUCAAAAGGCACGAAAGGGACGGUUGACGGGGUUAUGCGUUAUCUUUUCACAGAUGACGCCAUGUACAGCUUCAACUUAGAAGGAAGAGCAGGAAAGAUACCACUUCUUAGACUUAAGGCGGUUGAACUUAUAUUUGACCUCUUUUCAGAAAAAACAAAAGAAGAUGUACAAGGCGCUAUUAGGAAGUAUGUUCGUUUAAACUAGGGACGGGCAGCAGAGUAGCACGCUCGCAGCAGAGCGUGCUAGCAAAGUGCUGGAUGAGGGGGCGACAAACUUACAUCAGAAGGGUAAGCAAUAGGCGUGUACGUAUAUUAAUCAGUUCUGAGUAACGCAUAUGUGUUUGUAAAAAAGAGAGUGAAGCUUUGCCAAUAGCAAAGUUACCAGAUAAGGGGACUUCAUUCCA